Messenger RNA from Mauremys mutica (yellowpond turtle), 1008 nucleotides. Its product is annotated as olfactory receptor 6N1-like. Gene Ontology annotation, molecular function: olfactory receptor activity; G protein-coupled receptor activity. Gene Ontology annotation, biological process: G protein-coupled receptor signaling pathway. NCBI's taxonomy places the organism in Eukaryota, Metazoa, Chordata, Testudines, Geoemydidae. The record is from RefSeq and is a predicted model, not a curated record. Gene Ontology annotation, cellular component: membrane. The transcript has a single exon. The coding region runs from base 1 to 1008 and encodes 335 amino acids.
AUGGAAGCCUCCAACGAGACAUGGGAAGCGGAGUUUUUCCUGGUGGGGUUCCCAGAUCUCGAGCGCUUUCACCUCCUGCUCUUUAGCCUCCUGUUGUUCACCUACUUACUCAUUCUUGGUGGCAAUGCUGUCAUUCUGAUGCUUAUCCGGGCCAACCCGCAUCUUCAUGUCCCCAUGUAUUAUUUUGUGGCCAUCCUGUCUUUCUUGGAGGUGUGGUACACCACAGUGACCAUCCCCAAGAUGCUGGCCAACCUCCUGGACAGCAGGAAGACCAUCUCCUACAGGGGUUGCCUCCUGCAGGUGUAUUUCUUCCAUGCCUUGGGCAUUACGGAGGCCUGUUUGCUCACGGCAAUGGCCUACGACCGAUACUUGGCCAUCUGCAAGCCUUUGCACUACCCAUCUGCCAUGACCCCCAAGAUUUGCCUGUGGCUAGCGGCAGGGUGCUGGGCGUGUGGCUUCAUGUGGCCCGUGCCAGAAAUCAUCCUGCUCUCCACAUUGUCCCUCUGCGGGGCGCACCGCAUAGAGCACCUCUUCUGUGACUUCCCCUCGCUGCUCAGCUUGGGCUGCGCUGAUGUGUCCACCAACACCACCAUAGACUUCACCCUCCACUCCUUCGUCAUCCUUGGCCCCGCCACCCUCAUCUUCUUCUCUUACGUGAAGAUCUUGAGCGUCGUCAUCAAGAUCCAGGGUUCGGAAGGGCGGCGAAAGGCCUUCUCCACCUGCGCCUCUCACCUGACCGUGGUCCUGGCCUUUUUCAGCACCACUGGUUUUAUGUACAUCCGCCCGGCACGAAGCCGGCCUUCAUACCACGACAAGGUGGUGGCGGUGGUCUAUGCGGUUCUAACCCCCCUCUUCAACCCACUGAUUUACAGCUUGAGGAACAAAGAUAUUCAGGAAGCACUCGGCAAUCUCAUGAAACCCCAGUGGGUUUCCCCCUGGAAGCAAAGCAGAGAAGGGCUGCCCAUUGUAAAAACUCUGCCACCGAUUUCCAGUGUGACCUUGGGCUAG